Molecule: messenger RNA, 231 nt
Organism: Knipowitschia caucasica
Lineage: Eukaryota; Metazoa; Chordata; Actinopteri; Gobiiformes; Gobiidae
Source: the annotation of a GenBank genome assembly
AUGGGGCAGAUGUUGCAGAGGGACGGCUCCUUCCUGCAGCUGGUGCCUCUGUCAUUGCUUCAUAUCCUGUGUCUGCUCAUGUCGUCAGAACUGCUGCGAAAGCACGGAUCAGCGGCGGACUUUCUGAGGCCGACGCAGAACGAGACGCACAAGUCAAGCGGAAACCUGUCAUGUGCCAAACAUCAUGGCGAGAAGAGCCCCGAGAGCACCGGGUGGAAAGGAGCCGUCUGA